CCUGCCCGCAAACCGAGGCGCGGUGCUGAACGAGUUCCGCUGGUCCGCUCUCCCGGCCACUACUUCUUGCGCGUCCCGUCCUUCACACACACACACAUACAGCCAUGUCGUCAGGCACCCGAGUGGCGCUGGUGACCGGGUCCAACAAGGGCAUCGGCUUCGCCAUCGCGCGCGACCUGUGCCGGCAGUUCUCGGGGGACGUGGUGCUCACGGCGCGGGACGAGGCGCGGGGCCGGGCGGCCGUGCAGCAGCUCCAGGCCGAGGGCCUGAGUCCCCGCUUCCACCUGCUGGACAUCGACGACCUGCAGAGCAUCCGCGCCCUGCGGGACUUUCUGCGCAAGGAGUACGGGGGCCUAGACGUGCUGGUCAACAACGCGGGCAUCGCUUUCAAGACUGCUGAUCCCACACCAUUUGAUACUCAAGCAGAAGUGACCAUGAAAACAAACUUCUUUGGUACUCGAGAUGUGUGCACAGAACUACUGCCUCUAAUGAAACCCCAAGGCAGAGUGGUGAACGUGUCUAGCAUGGUGAGUCUGAGAGCCCUUAAAAACUGCAGCCCAGAACUACAGCAGAAGUUUAGAAGCGAGACCAUCACCGAGGAGGAGCUGGUGGGGCUCAUGAACAAGUUCGUGGAAGACACAAAGAAAGGCGUGCACAGGAAAGAGGGCUGGCCUGACACCGCCUAUGGAGUGACAAAAAUCGGUGUCACUGUCCUGUCCAGAAUCCAUGCCCGGAACCUGAGUGAGCAGAGGAGAGGGGACAAGAUCCUGCUGAAUGCCUGCUGCCCUGGGUGGGUGAGAACAGACAUGGCAGGACCUAGAGCCACUAAAAGCCCAGAGGAAGGAGCAGAGACCCCUGUCUACCUGGCCCUUUUGCCCUCAGAUGCUGAGGGGCCUCAUGGGGAGUUUGUCAUGGAGAAGAAAGUGGAACAAUGGUGAGCUUCAUUCACGGAUCCGUCCAUGGAUCCCUUAUGAUAGUCCCCUCCUUUGACCAAAAGGACUCCCACUGUCAGUAAUAUCCCCAUCUACAGAAAGAAAAAAAAAAAGUAUAAAAUUUCCCUGCUGAGUAUUCACUUUGAGGAGCCUACUAACUCAGGGAAGGUUGUUUUUUUUUUUUUCAAUUGCCACUGUGAUACAGGGACAGAAUAAAUGAAAUCAGUGAAAUAAUGAACCCCGGGGAUGAAUAAAUGUUCUCUAUCCAUG
Ailuropoda melanoleuca (giant panda) is the source of this 1202-nucleotide messenger RNA. Its product is annotated as carbonyl reductase [NADPH] 1. The record is from RefSeq and is a predicted model, not a curated record. Gene Ontology annotation, molecular function: carbonyl reductase (NADPH) activity. Bases 105 to 938 code for a protein of 277 amino acids. The transcript is spliced from 3 exons. Lineage: Eukaryota; Metazoa; Chordata; Mammalia; Carnivora; Ursidae.